Spirodela intermedia is the source of this 4307-nucleotide messenger RNA. NCBI's taxonomy places the organism in Eukaryota, Viridiplantae, Streptophyta, Magnoliopsida, Alismatales, Araceae. The record is from the annotation of a GenBank genome assembly.
AUGGGAGGGGAGGAGGGAGGAGUCACCGAGCCCCUGCUGGGGUUCAAUGGAGAUGCCCGGACCGGUGGUCACUCUAGAGCCGCAUUCUUCACGGGAAAGGAAGGAGAUAGAGAAUCGAUACGGGGAGUGAGGGAUUUCUUCAGGGAGUUUGCGGCGGAGUCGAAAGUCCUCUGGUUCCUGGCUGGCCCCGCCAUGUUCACCGCCAUCUGCCAGUAUUCCCUCGGCGCCGUCACCCAGAUCGUCGCCGGCCAGCUCGGCACCAUCGAGCUCGCCGCCGUUUCCGUCGAGAACUCGGUCAUCGCCGGCCUCUCCUUUGGCCUGAUGGUACUAACCCACAUUCUCUAUUUCCGAGAUGCUUUCUAGACCGUGGAAUUCUUCAAAACAGCGCUUUUACUGAUGAACGGCGGCCGCGGUUGGCAGCUGGGGAUGGGGAGCGCUCUGGAGACGCUCUGUGGGCAAGCCUACGGUGCAGGGGACCUGGACAUGUUGGGCGUCUACAUGCAGCGCUCGUGACUCAUCCUACUGGCUACCGCCCUCCUGCUCACGCCGCUGUACGUGUUUGCUACGAGCUGGAUGAACCUGAUCGGCCAGACCCCAGACAUAUCGCGCGCAGCGGGGCGAUUUGCACUCUGGAUGCUGCCGCAGCUGUUCGCCUACGCGCUCAACUUCCCCCUCGCCAAGUUCCUUCAGGCACAGAGCCGGCUGAUGUUCAGGGCAGCGGUGGCGGCGGGGACGCUGCUGCUGCACGCGUUGCUCAACUGGCUUCUGGUACUGCGGCUGGGUUGGGGCUUGCCGGGCGCUGCACUCGUCCUCAACCUCUCCUGGUGGAUCAUCGUGGGAACGCAGAUGGUUUACAUCUUCGGAGGGGCCUGCGGAGAGGCCUGGUCGGGCUUCUCUUGGAAGGCCUUCAAUCAAAUCUGGGGCUUCGUCCGCCUCUCCGUAGCGUCUGCAGUCAUGCUCUGGUGAGUUGCUAGUUCCUUCUCGGUAAACUCACCUCCUACUGUCUAAACUAAAAACGUCUGCGUAACUUUCGGAACCCUUUUUUUAAGUCACUUUGUUUUCCCAAAGCUAUCUUCCUUGAGAACUCUAUCUCUAUCAAUCUUUCUAUCUAUAUAAAUUUUUAUAUAUAUAUAUAUAUAUAUAUUUGUUUCCCUCGAGGUUGAGUCUUAGUAUUGUCAAGCGUACCUACCGAGGAUAAGACACCUCCCUUAAACGGGACAUCUCUUCUCUUGUUCGACUGGCAUCCUGUUCCCCACACAGCUCGAUGAGAUAACAACCAAGGAAGCAGCCCAUAAACCAGGGCUCUGCUUCCAUAGGGUCCAGUGUCCCAUUUUAGUUCAAGCAUGCCACAUGCCACGGCGUGGACGAAGCCUCAUUAUUUUUCAUUCCAGUUUAUUGUUUGAACUGAUUCAGAGAUUAAAUUCGUAAUGUAUUUAUCCCAUUAAUUUUCCUUUUUUGUUUGUCAGCUUGGAGUUUUGGUAUUAUACGGUGCUGAUUCUUUGUGCUGGGUAUCUAACAAAUGCAAAAAUCUCCGUGGAUGCUAUAUCUAUAUGGUAGGCUUCUCAUCUUUUAUUAAACUUCUCCAUUUACCGAUCUUAGAUUUGGAGCGACAAAUAUCUAACUAUACAAUACAGUUUCAGGUAAAAAAAUUUCUUAAGUUUAUGCGAUAUUUGAUAGCAUAAGAUGUCAUAAAAUGAACCUAAUUUCAUUAAGAUUUAAAAUUUUUGUAAAGAGUUCAAUUGCUUCUGUUGUUCAUAUUUAAGAAUUCUUAAGUUUAUACAAUACAUAGUUUUUGUCUUCAUAUAAAUCUUGUCAUAUUUGUUGACAGUGUACUCAUCUUCUUUUUAGUAUGAACAUAAGCGGAUGGACAUUAAUGGUGGCCCUAGGAUCAAACAUUGCCACAAGGUUAGGCAUCAAGCGCUCAUUUUAUUUUAUUUUAUGUUAUGUCAUUUUAAACGGCAGUAAUAAAGGGCAUGAUGGCAGUGUGCGGGUAUCUAACGAGCUAGGAGCUGGUCAUCCGAAGAGAGCUAAGUUUGCUGUAGUUGUCUCCGUUCUCACCUCAUUCCUGAUAGGACUGUUCCUCGCUCUCCUUAUGAUGAUUACUCGGAAGGAGUUCCCAUACGCCUUCACGACCAGCGCAGAAGUCAGAGAGAUGGUCUAUCAGCUCACCCCAUUGCUCGCAAUCACCAUCACCGCCAACAAUGUGCAACCGGUCCUUUCAGGUAUCUAGCUGUGCUUUUCCCGUUCUGAUUUUUCGUGCGUUUUAUUUGAAAUGUCUAGCUGUUCAACGUUAACCUGAUGACGUAUUUGGAUCUUAAUAUUUAGACGACUUGUCAUGUGAUCAGAGGGGUAUCGACAAGCGGUGUAAACUCCCUUUGACGCCUCCGCCUGUCUUUUUACUUGACUUGACGCUGCUUUGUUUUUUUCCCGACAAGUGAUAAACACUGCUUUGUUAGCUUCUGGAGGUUUCUAACUCGCCGUAUUACAUAUCGAACUUGCAUGCCGAGUACUUUAUUGUCUUGUAAAUGGAUAACUUUUGGCUGCAUUGAAAUGUUUGUGCCCAGCGUGGUUACAGUCUACCGAGAUCCAUUUAUAGAUAGAUAUGAUAAUGAGGUAUACAGUCUACAGCUGUGAGAAUGAAGUCUCAAACAUUCUGGAAUAUCAUCGCAUAUUUUCUCAGAAUAGCCCUAUAAUCUAACGUUACAUAAUGUAUUUCGCCAAUGAUUACACGGCUUGAUUUAACGGUGUUUCUCAUACAAUAAAAUGGUCCUGGUUUUUCUCAUCUGAAUAUACAUUCUAUGCGUCAUCAAUAGGUCUGGCCAUUGGAGCUGGGUGGCAGGCAUUCGUGGCGUAUAUCAAUAUUGGAAGUUAUUACUUCUUUGGUGUCCCCAUAGGUCUUCUCUUGGCCUUCAAGUUUGACUUUGGCGUAAAGGUAAUAAUUUAUUCUUUCAUUUAAACUGGGUCGUAGAAUAUCAUCAAAGUUGAGUACAUAAAUGUUCUGUGUUAUGUAUCAUUAAAAGAAAUUAAAUUUCAAAGUGGUUAUAUUAAAUUUCAUUUCAUGACUCUCCAACGUCUAUAGCUUAUUCUCAUAAAAAUAUCUAAAAAUCCACGGGUUAUCUUUCUUACAUAACGUGAUAUUUUCAGGGUAUUUGGUGUGGAAUGAUUUUUGGAACUCUACUGCAAAUAAUGAUCUUAGUUUUGAUGGCUUUUAGAACGAACUGGAACAAAGAGGUGAUUUUGGAUCUCUUCUAUUGUUAUAUAUUCUAUUUGAUUUUUUAUGGCAUCCAAUGAACGCCUACUAAAUGAGCUUAUAAGGGGUUUAUGAUAUUUUCGGAAUUGUCAUUUAUGAAAAUUUUAAUUGACUACAUAACCCCAUUCUUUAUAAGAUUUUAAUUGUCUUAAUUUUAAUUUUCUGAAUCCUAAGAACAAAUAAACCUUUGGAAAGGACAUCGAAAUUUUGAUGUUAUUUCCUAGACUUAUCUCAUGUUUACUUGUAAGAUAUUUCCUAGAAUCGCCUUUUCAUGUGUUUCUUCUCUUGUUCUUGUAAAUAAGUCAACAAUACUAGACCAAGAUUGUAUCCUAUCUGAUUAUAGUUUGCAAGACUUCUCUCAUAUUUCGUUUUUUUAUCUUACCUUGAGAGACAUUAUUGCUAUGACCGCAUUAACUGACAUGAUUAUUUUGGAGAUAUUAUUUUUCUUUUCGUAAUUCAAACACGUCAAGGUAAAAAGCCCAAACAGAAAAUUAAAUAUAAGGACAUGUAUGUGUCAUGAAUAGCUAUGAACUCAAUUUUUUGGUAAUGAAGACAUUGAUCAAGUGGAAGGUUUUGAGCAUCUGUCUCAUAUAUAAUAUAAAUUACGAAUAGUUUUGGUAUUUCCAUUUUUUCAAGACUUGCCUUGUAGUUUGGCAUGGCAUUCAAAAGAAAUAUCGGAACUUACUUAUUCUAGUUUUCCCUGUCAAUUUUUAUAUUCCCUAUAAGACAAUUCAUUUCUUAAUGGUGUAAUAUUUUGUGUGGAAAAUCUGUGAUAUGAUAUAAAUAUAUGAACGUAGAGCAUGCCAAAUUUAUAACAUGAAUAGAAUUUAUCAAUUUUGAUUUAGAUGGUGGAUGUGUAAUAUCAUCUCCACUAAUUCAAUAUAUUCGACAAUGUAUGCUAUUUUAUAUUACUUCUAGUUUAAUUAUUUUGAUAGUCCAAUAAGAAUAUUAUCUUGCUCAUUCUAUCAACUAACUGAUUUAAUGUUCUUUACAGGCAUCAACAACGAGGGAAAGAGUUAAGAAAUGGGGGGGAGGUAUAAAUAAGGUUACAAAAUGA